AUGGAGAGCUUUCCUCCGGGCAUGGCCGCCUUCACGCCGCCGGCCCCUCCUCCCAAGCCUGGCAGUCACGACACAAGCGGCAUCGGCACGCCUUGUGGUCUUCCAGGUCCUUCGGGCUCUCCGAGUCCCCCAGGCCUCACAGGCCUCACAGGCCUCGCGGGACCCGCUCCCCCUCCUCUCCCGCCGCCGCCAGCUGUAGGCGAAGGAGCUGGCGAGCCUUCCACCCCAUUUCAGCAGCUUGAUACGGGGUCGUCCGAUCCGGGCGUAGGAUGGCUGCCUGACCUGCUCCUAGACAUGUCGACACAGGAUCUCGCCGGCCUCCUUGCCUCCCCUUCCCUUCUCAGCGCGCUCGCGCACUCGCCGUCGACAGCCCAUCCCUGCACCGCCGCCUCCCACGCGCAGCUCACCAGCGCACUGAGUCAAAACAGCGAUUUUGCGCGGCAGUUGCAGUCACUCGGCGGGCGCCUUUCCCACCAGCGUUCGGACACACAGGCUCAUCUCCUCUCCACCCACAGUCUCGAGCGCCAGUGGCGUCAGAAGCAAUCUGACAUGGAUCACGCCCUCGCACCAUUCUCUCCCGCUUCCCUCUACCAGCGCCUCUCCCAAGGCGUUCAGGAGCAGGCUGGUGUUUGCCAGGCCAUGGAGGAAAGCUUCCUCGAAGGGGGCGACGGGGGGGACGGCGGAGACUUGGCCUCGGAGCGAGAGGUGGCUGAGUGGGUGCGUAGAUACAGGGAGGCCAAGGUGCAGUUCUAUCUGCGGCAAGAGAGGAAGGAGAGGUGGGAUGAGGGCAGGGUAGGAGGUUGGAGAUGA
Messenger RNA from Drechmeria coniospora, 810 nucleotides. RefSeq lists its product as uncharacterized. The record is from RefSeq and is a predicted model, not a curated record. The coding region runs from base 1 to 810 and encodes 269 amino acids. The transcript has 2 exons. Gene Ontology annotation, biological process: protein targeting to membrane; ubiquitin-dependent protein catabolic process via the multivesicular body sorting pathway; protein targeting to vacuole. Lineage: Eukaryota; Fungi; Ascomycota; Sordariomycetes; Hypocreales; Ophiocordycipitaceae. Gene Ontology annotation, cellular component: ESCRT I complex.